AUCUAAAAUGCUAAUCAAAUCUGAACUGAAUUACACUCCGUUCAUAAACUCUGUAAAAGAAAAAAAAAGUCUGCAAAAGUUUAUUCUUUGUAUGAAUAUGCAAAAAGUAACCUUUGUAGGCAUUCAGAUGAACAGCAAUAUAGAAACUUGUCAAGCUUGAAUUUUGAAAAAAAAAAAUAAAAAUAAAAUAAAUAAACCUUAUAUUCUUAACACUGAAAGAACACUUGUUUCUCAAUAUUCCACAUGCACCAUCAGGUGCAGAGGGAGGAGCUUUGCCCGGGCCAGCAUUCAUACAAGAACCGCCACUGUUUGUUUUCUAGUCCAUUUCUCCUCCGAAUGCGUUUCGAUCUGCUGCCAUCAUAACUAAUACAAAUUAAUGCAACGUAUUUGAAAGCCACUCCUCUUUCUUCCAACAUUUCCCUCUACAGACCAGAUCAUCCCAAACGGGACAUCGGAUAUCUACUUCUCGUUUGUCCAGCGACGGCUCAGAUUUCCUGUUUUCGAGAGGAGUGACCUCCGAAUUGCCCAAUCAUCAAAAUCUCGGAGCAGUGACUCAGUAGCUUACUGUUCGGUUCGGGUGUGCGGGUGGUCUCCUCCUCCACAGUGAGACCGGAGCUUUUCGUUGCAUUGCGCUGUGUACCUUUAAAAGGUUAAAUUCUUCGGUCUGUGAGCGCUGGGUUGUGUCUCCACUCGACUUGGCAAACCCACUCGGCUCAGCUGUGAGUGUGUGCGUGUGUGAGUGAAUGAAUCAGCAGCUCGCAGCGGCAGCAGCUCCUACUCGGCUCUCUAUCAAGAAGAGCAGCGCCAGCUCUCCGCGGAUUUAACCAAACACGUAUUCUCGCCUAGACGCGCGAGGGACAGAGGCAAACCCCUGCAGGUGACAAACAUCUCUCGGAGACCCCGUGCUGCAGCGUCCACAGGCCCCGGGCGGAGAGCAGAGGAGACCACAGGCUCCCGCAGCUUCGCAUCCCUUCUCUUCCCGGUUCUCCGGGAGGAUUUUUACCGCUCUUCAUCGUUCUAAUUCGGAUUCGUGUGUCUCCGUCAGACUGACUCGUGUUGGAUUCAACUGAAACACAUCUGAACUACUGACUGAUGAUUUAGAAAGAAAAGAAAAGAAAAGAAAAAAUAACAGCGGCGACAUUUCCGGGAUUCUGGUCUGGGUCUGAUGCUCGGAGUGUCUGCAGCUCUCCUGACUCUCCAUGGUGAAGUGGGCUGAGUCUGAUGUCAGCCCCACCUCUUGUUGACCCCCCCGCCAUGCCCACCAUGGUUUCCAGGCUGCCGAAGUUCGGCUUCCGGCCCCGGUCCCAGACGGCUCCUGCAGCGGCGGCUCCGCCUGGCGGAGCUGCGGCCGCCACGGGCAGAACUCGCCUCACCAAUGGAUUCUACCACCACCCCGGACCGGCGGGCAUCUCCGUGCCCCCGUCUUCUGCAAAGCAGAACGGAUUCAUCCGAGUGCCGUGUUCGUUUUCCGCAAAGUGGAGGAAGGAAAACGCAGCUGACGGUGACGAGAUAAUGGACGGAGAGGCUGAGUGCAAGAGAGGGAAAGAUGGGAACGUCGUCCAGAAUCGCAGCAACUCCCAGCUGUAUUUCUACCAGCACGACGCCAGAAAACACACCACAUCCACCGCAGCAAAAGGGCGUGGCCAGCUUACAUCAUACUCCUCAUCAUCAUCAUCCCCGUCUCCACAGUCCAGCCCCAGACCUCUUCCUGUUUCUAAAAAUGGAUCACGAGGUUCCAAACUGACUCCAAACUCUUCUGUACUGUCCAAGCAGAGCGUAAAUACAUGUCCAGGAUCCAAAGCAGGGACAAAGGCGAUCGCUUCUCUGAGACCGCCUCAGAGUUUUGUCCGCCUGGGUACAAGGCCCAGUUCGGGCCCUGCGUCUCGAUCGGGUUCUCCGCUCCUUAAGAAGCCGGCAGCUAGCCGCUCCCAUUCCAGCGACAACCUGGGUUGCGCCGCUUCCGCGCGGCUGACUGAAAGCGACCGAUUCCGCUCCCGGAGCCUCACCCAGGUCCGACAGCAGGCCUCUCCCACCCUCACCCGGACCGCCGCCUCUCCCCACACAUCCCGCCCCUUCUCCACCAACAGGGCCGCCCAACGGGUUCCCCCUGCCUCCGCCUCACAGGCUCCUCCUAGAGGCACCUUGUUGAAAUCGCCUGUGAGCAGAGCCACUUCAGGCAGGGCAGUUGGCGGCGCCCCCUCCCAGCUGCCGCAGUCAGCCCUAAGGAAGCCCCUCUUACCGAGUCCGACCUCCAGGUCCAGCGGCAUCAGCUACAAGCUGUCCCGCCCGUCCCUCGUCAAGCAGUCCAGACCCCUUCGAGCAAAAGGAACCAACGUUUGCAGAAGUGAUCAGGAAGUAAACAGAGGACCAACGAGACGUAAGGACUCUGUGGAGACGCCUUCAUCUACCGAAAACAGUCCAGAAAACUCUCCAGAUGCUCCGGAGAUGGAGCAGCUUUCUGACGACCUUGCGUCCCAGGGAGUGGGAUCGAUUGUCGGUGAGACGCUUGAGGACAUGUCCCUGUCCUCCACUUCCUCCCUGGACAGGAAUGACAUCAGCCAGGAAUACAUGGAUGACUUUGACAACCUCGGAAACGGAGGAGUUGGCAUCUUACUGUUUUCAUCCAAAAACGAGGAGGAUGACUCGGGACUCGACCAGUCAUGCACCAGGCUGGAUGACGACAAGGACGCGAUUAGCACGGUCGCCAAGACAACAGGACUGUGCUUCCUGGAUGAUAGUCUGGACUGGACUUCCAUCAGAGGUGAUAAAGACGAGCACCGACUUAACCAACUUGCCCGUCGGAGAAAGUCAAGUCAGCCUGACUAUCAUGAACAGGGUGGCUCCUCUCUGGACCUGUCCCCCUCUGACAGCUGUGGCUCUGGGGGGACCUACAUGUGGGACGAGGAAGGUCUGGAGCCUCUGGGGGGCGUCACCACUACUGCUUCCAUCCACACCAACAGCAACACCACCCACCACAUCGGGAGCUUCGACUCGGACAUCAACAGCAUCGAUCUCUUAAACAACCUGGACUCUUGUGAUCUGGGUGACGAUGACCUCAUGCUGGACGUAGAUUUCCCAGAGGACUCCUCGCUGCAUAGCGAUGGAGAGGGGCUGUCCAGCAUGGCUCAGUGGAGAAGAAGACAGCUCUGUUGGGGAACGCAGGACAACGACAUGGAGAGUGAUAUCCAGUGCUACAAACUCUCUCAGGACCCUGAGACAAAGGAGGAUAAAAUCAGGUCGGCCUGUUGCUCUCCAGCUCCUCAGGCUCUGGGUCUGGAUGUGGAGGAACUCGCUGAGGACUGCUCUGCAGUCCGGUCACAGCUGGAGUUCCUGCAGAGGUUGCUGCUGCAGGAGGAGGAUUUGGACGACGACACUCUGACCACAGACACACUAAGUCCAGAAACAAACGACUUGUCUCACAGUUCAGACUCGCAGGUGGAGGCGCUCCUUCAGGAGGUGCAGCAGCUCCGGGAGGAACUGAGGAGCCGAGACCGGACCAUCGCACAGCUAACCAUGCAACUGACUGUUCCCACGCUGACCACCAGGUGUCGCUGUCAGGAGGCGUCUGGAAGGAUGGAGCAGCAAACGCAGACAAGUGUGACAAAGAGCGAGUGUGUGGCCUCGCAGACACCGUGGAGAGAACACACUUCACAGGUACUUCACUCCUCCCAUCAGGAAGACCAGGAACCACUGACAAACCAAGCGCCGCCUUCAGGUAACCCCGCCCACGCUGAAAUGCCUCCUGAUGGUCUCCCCCCAUCCUUUAAACCAAUCGCCGCCACCUGCACAACCCCAACAAGAGCGACGGACGAUGGAAACCCACAGAGGAAGCCGGGGAGGGAGGAAGAAGAGACGGAAAGGAGAGGGACCGGUUCCAGAUCCCUGAUGCCUCUGCACCCUUCCAAGCUCCGCCUUUUCCUGUCUCAUGCCGCCAACGGCUCCGCCCCGGCGUCCCCGAAGGCGAGGCCGUCGGAGCAGCUGUUGGAUCGUGUCAACUCUCCGGGGCUGAAGGCGAAAGCCUUCGGCUCCGGAUCGUCGCGUCUCCCCAAACCAAAGAGCUACUGAGGCGGCGAGCAAUCAAACACGCCGACUGAUUGACCGUACCCGUCCUGAAUCCUAAUAUUGAUAUUCUGAGCUCAGAUUAAACAAAAAAAGCACUACAUUAGGAAGACUGAUACCACCUGGAUCUCGGAAGACGUCACGGAUAAAAACUAUGGAUUUGUGCCUUUGAUUUGGAAGACGCCGUCGUCUCACUGCGGAUCGCUGGAACCGAACGUCAUUUAAAGUCUAACCUUAGAUGUUUCACAUGCUGCUGCUGCUGCUUACAUUUUAAUCUUUAUUGGUCCUCUGAUGAGUUUCAGACUGACUGCGCCCAGCCUCUGUGAGAGGAAAAGUGUUAGCGUUAAUUUAAAUGAAGUCUCCGACUUGAAACCCGGCCUUCUUUGCAUUCCAUCGAAAGCACUCACUGUAUCCCUGGAUAACACUGGAGUUCUUGAUCUGCAAACCGAUAUCUAAUAUCUUAAGUUCACCUUCAGCAACACACCCUCUCUGCUUUUUUAACCGCUGGUCCAGUUUUUUCUCCCUUUCCACAGCCACAGAAGAGACGGAACCCUUCUUCCUUCUGCCCGCUGUCUAUCAUCUCUUCGUUCAGACAACCUUGACAUGAGGAAAUACUUUUUCUUCUGAAGUUUUUGAGCCUCGAACUUUCUUCUUCUUCUUCUUCUUCUUGGUUAAAUCCCCAGCUUCUCACAGGGAAAACAUCCUUCCUAAAGGAAGAAUUUGGAUUUGUCUAGCUGUUGCUUUAAGUAAGAUCUUCUUCCAAACUAUUUGUUUAAGCUGCACUGCAAAAACACAAAAUCUUACCAAGUCUUUUUUCUUUGUAUGGUUUCUAGGGCAAAUCUCUUGGCUAUUUUUAAUUUCAAGUGUAUUAUCUUAAAAGUAACUUUUAAUAGCUUCUUUUUAAGUGUAUACUUAACGUUGAUGGAAAAAUACUACUUCCAUUGGCAGAUCUUCAAACUUAAAAAUGAGUGAAAAAAAUCUUCCAAUAGAACUAGUUUUUUUUUUUUUUAUUAAUAUCAAGGAAGUAUUGACUUAAAACAAGCUGCUGUCUUUCUGAAGGUCUUAUUUUAGCCGAGCUAAGAUAUUUGCACUAGAAACUGGACAAAAAUACUUGAUAUUUAAUGUUUUUUUUGCUGUGUGGAGAUAGUUUUUUUCUCUUUCGCUUUAGAACGCCAUUCUGGGAUCUUUUUCUCUCUCGCACUAUGGCCGUUCUGUGACAUUUCUAUUAAAGUAUUUGUUCUCAAUCCUUCUCCAAGCAAUGUUUGAUCCAAGCUCUGAACUGAAGGAUCUAAAUCCUUACAGGAGUUAUCUUAUGGUUAACAUUCAGCAGAGGAGCUGCCGUUUGUUUCACCAUCUUUUUUUUUUGUUCCUCAAACGAAUCCUGACAUUUGGGCCUCGUUUUGCCGUCCGAAACAGCUUUCAGCCGGAAUGUCACAUUUCCACGGCGCCCGAUCUGAAACCGGGACACGUUUCCAGAACCGUUCCUAACAUUUUGCUAAGUCGAGGAGUUAUUCACUCGCCUGGAUUCCUUCAGGAAGUUUGAACCCAGUGACAUUUUCGCUCCGCCGAUGCCUCAAACCCACCAGUAAGAUCCUGUGACAUCUGUAUCGGCGAAUAUCUGUCAGCUCUGCCUGCUUUCACAUUAAACGGCUCUGGAAUAAAAUAUGCAACACCGUUAGGAAAAAAAAAACAAACGGACACAGAAAUAUGCAAACUGGCUUCGCUUCAACGCAACGACUCUAAGUCACAGAUGCUGGUGAGUUUUCAGGAAAGCGAUGAUUUUUUUUAUAUACGACUGGAUGAUUCCAUCGUUUAGCUUAAAGCUUUAAUGAGAAAAAGAAAGUUUCUGGGUUUUUGACUGGUGGGAAUAAAUGAAACUAAUUAGAUGUCAUUCUCUGAGAUCAUAAACUCCUAAAAUCUGAUGCUUUUCAUUUUCUGUGGAAAAAAAGGUUUGUUUUAGUCAAAUUCUUUUUUUUGUUUGUUUGUUUGUUUUGUCUUUGACCUUUUAAACAUCCAGCUCACCACAGAAAAUACAAGUUUUUAAUGUUUUCUCUGAAAACUAAAAAGCUCUCCCUUUCAUAAAUACAGUAAAAGUUGAUAAAGAGUAAACUUUUCUCUAAAGAAUCUGAAAUCAGUGAAGGAUGAUUCUGUCGGGAGUGAAAUAAUUGAUCCCGAUGCCAAAAAAUAGCAUUAAUAAUAAAUAAAUGCAGGAGCCAUUGCAUCCAUAGAAUAAAUGCAAAAUAAUUUGGUUCUGUUUUAGAUUUUUAAGCAUGAGCGAGAAUCUUCAACUUGGAUUCCUAAUUUCAGCAUUUUUAUCAAAUAUAUUAAUAUUGCACUUAGGUUUACAAGAGUCUGUUUGAGUUAAUUUAGCUACGCAAAGCUAGCGCUGACUGUAGCACACCUGUUUUCAAAGACGGCUGUCGCAAAGCCAAAAAUAUUUUAAUUUUUAAGUACGUGAUAUAGAAAUUCAAACAAAACUCAGUCAGCAUGAAGAGCGAUCGACAGUUUGGAUCUCAUCCGGUCAAACUUUGUGUACGUUUCUACAGAAUGAAGAGAGGAUAAAUGUUUAAGUCAACUGCAUCUCUGAGUUUUAGCAUUGACAUCGACAUUGAAACCACCUCUAUUAUACAUAUGAUCGUGUUUUCAGAACAGGAAGCAUUGAUAAAACAAAAAGCUGGCGCGUUUUGUCAUAUUUCAUCAAACCAACAGAGAUCCAGUUGUGCGUUUUUUUAUUUUCUUCCUCUUGUCGUUUUGUUUCCAGGCUAAACACAGAUGUUUAUGGCGGAGUGCUCACCUGCCUCGUGACUCUCUGACCGCCUCUCUCGUCCUCCUCCCUCCCUCGCACCUCGCCCGCUGUAUUAGUAUUAUUAUUAUUUUUUUUCUUUUUAGUACCAGCUGUUAGUCCAGUAGUGGAACGGCAUCUUCUGCCCAGGUGUAGCAGUUAUGGCUUGUUGCCAUGGCAGCGCAGAUCCGCAGCAGCAUCCGUGUGGAAUUGCAGCACAUCCUCGUGUUUCUUUUGUUGUUCCCUGUUAAAUGAAUCAUCACACAUACACGGUUAAAACCCGCGGGUGUUUGGGCGGGUUGCUUAUUUUUUUUUUUUUCUCCCCAAAUUCCAUCUUCCACUGGAUUGGAAAAAUACACAUCAAAGUAAAUGCACACCAAAGUUUUUCAGUUCCAAAAUGUUUUGUCUGAUUUUUAUUUUAUUUUUUUCUUGAAAAUGCUAUAGAAAACAAGGAGAUCCUUGUUAAAAGUUUCUACAUUUCAUUCCACUUUCCGGGUGUUCAGGCUCCACCUGCGCCCUUCUGACCUUGGUACGCUUUGUCGUUAAAGCGGGGGAAGGUUCGGACAUGCGGCUGCUGCUAAUGAGUUCUUAUCUGAAGCUCAGAGAGCACAGGCAGGAUUUCGGGAGUGAUAAAAAAAAAAAAAAAAAAAAAAAAAAAACGCAAGCAGAUUAACAGUUUCUUAGCGAAGGCUUACACUGGAUUAGGCAGGUGAAUAUUCACACAAGCUGUGACGACUGAGAGCUGGAUUAAACCUGAAGGUCCUUUCAUCUUAGGGAGAUUCCUUCACGAUGAGGAGUUGCCUCAUCGGCGGUGUCCAGCCAAACACGGCCAAGCUGCUCGCCACCAACGCUCUGCUGUUUUUAAAAACGAUUUCAGCUUCUGUAAUUUAUUUAUUUAUUUAUUUAUCUAUUUUUUUUUUUUCCCUGAACUUUUUGGGAAAAGUCUGGAAAUUUGCGUGAGCGUGAACUCAGACAAUCAAACCUGACAAGGUAAACAUUUUGCACACAAACAUAAAGUAUUCGACCCUUGGAAAAACUGACGUCCUGAAUAUUUAGUCGUCCAACCAAUAAUUGAUUAACUCUUUUUCCUUUCCAUUGAAUCGACUUAGUGAAAUCAACCGUAACUUAUAAAAUCUUUUGUCAUUUGUCCUUUUUUUUAAAUGAUUUCUACAAUAAAAUGUUGAAAUCAUGGUGAUGUUGUUGGGUGUUGACAAUAACUGAACCUCCUGAGGGAAAAACGUCAGUUUCUUGUUGUUUUCCAUCUUGUCCCAAACUCUUCAACUCUCCUUAGUUUAUCCUCAACCAAUUUCACCGCUCUUUACUUGAAAAUGUUUUCUUUGCUUCAUCUUUUAUGGUUGUAAAUUGACUGAAGACUUUAUAUAUUAAGCUGAAUACAUUAAAUUUCUUUGUGUGGUACGAGUUUUAUUUUUGUUGUUUUUUUGGGGGGUUUUUUUUUUACCAGACACAUCUCUGAGCACCAACGUUUUGUGACGUAUGUCCUACAUAUUUGUCCCUAAUAAUUUAUUAAAACAAGUGUCUUGAUUUCAUCUCCGUUCGAAACCCAGACAUUUUGACAGCAAAACGUCAAAUCUUUUUUGUGUGUGUGUGUGAACUUUCACUAAAAAUGCUGCUGAUCAACAAACAUCCCAAGUGUAGAUAAACUGGCGAAACCUGGAAAUCGCUUCCUUGUCCCUCUUCCUCUGACAGCUUGGAAAUGUUUGUCUUUGUCCUGUUUUCACACUCUGGACAUCUCAAAUCAGAACCUGGGGUAGAUUUCACUCUUUAAUCUUCACAUUUUCCAAAUAAACUGGAGGAACUAAGAAAUAAAAGAAAUAAAAAGGCUCUCUGCCUGACGGAGUUCUCCGGAUGUGUCGGUGUUGUGCGGGUUUCUAGAAUAAGCUUACAUUGCAGGUGAACGCAUGUCUGUAUAUUUCACUGUAAAUUAUUAACGGAAGUUCAACAUGUUAAUGUGCGUUAUGUGUAUCCAUGAUAUUAACUGCAUUGUGUGUGUUUUUUGUUUUGUUUUCUGCUGUAAUCCCUCUGUGGGAAUGCUUUAGUUUGGAUAACUUGAAGGAAAAGCAUCCAGCCAUUUCAUGUCACUUUAUUUUUUUUUAUUUUUUUGGUGCAAUAUCUGCUGCAGUGUUUUUGCUUUUUGCUUUUGCUUCACUGUAAUAUUCAUUAUGUCUGAAUGAUGAGCUUGUAAAAAAUCUAAAAAAAAACAACUAAGAAAGCACUUUAUUUAACAUGAGGCAACACUGGACUUGUCCAAACUGCUCUAUUAUUUAACUUUGUGUGUUGUCAAAUAAAUACUGCGUUCAUGUCGCACAGUAAUAAUGAUUUCACUCUUGAACAUUUUUGUUUCAUUUUACUUUCAUUAUUUAAGCUUUACACCUGUAAUUCCAUAGCUGCGAAACAAGAUUACAGAUGAAGAUACAAAUAUCCACUUUUUUUUCAGUUUAUUUGUAUAAUUAUAGGUGAUUUGCUCAUUUUACUCUUGUCAGAGAUUAACUGAAAUUUGUUGAAAACUCAUUUUAAUGUAAAUCCAUAUAUUUAUUUCAGAUUAAUAAUAUUAAAACAGGCGACAUUUUCUAUUUAAACUGAGGCACGUGAUAAAUUUUGCACAGUUGUUUUGUCCUCGGUUUGUAAAGUCUGACUUGUUGAAGGUUAGUUUGGAACAGAGUCAAAGUGCUCAAACUUUGGGAGACUUUCGUUGGUCUUGAGUUUUUUUCUCUGGUUUCCCACUGGACCUGAAUGCAGCAUUAAAGCUUUCCUGUUGGUACUGCUGUUUGAAGCUUCGGUCAGACUCUGUGCCUCUGAACAGUUGUAGUUUAACACUCUGGGUACUAUGGAUGUUCUGUGAGUUUGCAAAUGUUCUCUGUUCACCGUAAACCAAAUCAAACACAAGUGAUAGUUUAAAAGAAAAAAGCUUGUAUUCCUGUUUUAUUUGGUCAUCUCACUCCUCUGCCUCUCAUCACUGAUUAUGGUUCUCUUCUGUCACUGGCUGAGGCGAUUUGAAUGCUGCUGAAAUAAAGACUCACAAAAAUCA
This is a messenger RNA of Poecilia latipinna (sailfin molly), 9887 nucleotides long. RefSeq names its product serine-rich coiled-coil domain-containing protein 2-like. Gene Ontology annotation, biological process: microtubule bundle formation. NCBI's taxonomy places the organism in Eukaryota, Metazoa, Chordata, Actinopteri, Cyprinodontiformes, Poeciliidae. Gene Ontology annotation, cellular component: microtubule cytoskeleton. Gene Ontology annotation, molecular function: microtubule binding. The transcript has 14 exons. The record is from RefSeq and is a predicted model, not a curated record. The coding region runs from base 1222 to 4065 and encodes 947 amino acids.